UGGAAUCAUUGUAGCUAUUCUUCUUUGGUUCUUCAUCGUUAGCUAAAUUCAAUGACCCUUUGGGGUCCGCCCUAGAGAGAGAAAGAGGAGAGAGAGAGAGAGAGAGAGAGAGACUUUUUUGAGACGACUGAUCCAAAGCUUUGAUUUCCAUUUCUGGGAUUUCAGUGUUCAUACCAAUAUCUUGAUUUUCUCCGAUACUUGGCCAUUAACUUAGAGUUUUUCGCUUUAGAUUUCUCCUUUUCUUUCUCCAUCUCUCACUUUUCUAUCAUUUUCACACUGAUCUUCCGGGAAAAUGUUGUGACUUUCCCGAGAAAAAACCUCAUUCACAACUCCUCAUCCCUUCUUUUACUGGCAGAUCUUCAGUCCUCUGUUCUUAGUUCAAGAGCUUGAUCUGAUUUCACCUGCCUGAUCGACCUUAAAUCCUCGUUUACAGCCAUAAACACAUGACAAUUGAUAUAUAAUCGAAGGGGCGUCGAGAUUUGAUAUCAUUUUCGUGUAGAAUGUCGUUUCGAAGCAUUGUUCGUGAUGUUAGGGAUAGUAUUGGGAGCUUAUCUAGACGAGGUUUCGAGGCUAGGUUGAGUAGUCAUCAUAGAGAGAAGUCGAAUGCGUCGUCGUUAAAUGAUGUUCAUGAUCAGCCUCCUGUUGUUCAGAAUGGCUGCUGGGCUAAUCUUCCACCUGAGCUGUUGUAUGAUGUCGUUCGAAGACUUGAAGAGAGUGAAUGUACAUGGCCUUCUCGAAAGAACGUCGUGGCCUGCGCUGCGGUGUGUCGUUCUUGGAGAAUUAUGUGUAUGGAGAUCGUUAAAGGCCCGGAAGUUUGUGGGAAGCUUACGUUUCCUGUGUCACUGAAGCAGCCCGGACCGCGCGAUGGAUCUGUACAAUGCUUCAUUAAGAGGGACAAAUCGAACCUAGCAUACCAUCUCUACUUGUGUCUUAGCCCUGCUCUUCUGGUUGAAAACGGGAAGUUUCUUCUCUCUGCUAAGCGUACACGAAGAACAACUAGCACGGAGUAUAUUAUCUCGAUGGAUGCAGAAAACAUUUCGAGAUCGAGUAGCUCGUACAUCGGAAAGCUGAGGUCGAAUUUUCUUGGAACGAAAUUCAUUGUCUAUGAUACUCAACCUCCAUACACCGCUGCCCCACUCCCUCUUCCAGGGAAAACUAGCCGUAGAUUCUAUUCGAAAAAAGUGUCGCCGAAAGUCCCGACUGGGAGUUACAACAUAGCUCAUAUAAGUUAUGAACUAAACGUCUUAGGCACACGGGGACCCCGGAGAAUGCACUGUAUAAUGCAUUCGAUACCAGUGUCUUCCCUCGAUGCAGGGGGCGUUGUUCCAGGCCAACCUGAGCUCCUCCCUCCGAAGUCUCUCGACGAUUCGUUUCGGAGUGCGUCAUUCUCAAAAGCCUUGGAUCAUUCCAUGGAGUUUAGUAGUGCUAGAUUCUCCGAAAUUGGGCGGGCAGCAUUGGAUGGCGAUGAGGAGGGAAAGAUGAGACCUUUGGUACUAAAAAACAAGCCGCCGAGAUGGCACGAGCAGCUACAAUGUUGGUGCCUGAACUUUCGUGGGCGGGUAACGGUUGCGUCGGUUAAGAAUUUUCAGUUGAUUGCAGCAAUACAACCAGGUGCUGGCGCUCCAACCCCGUCUCAACCAGGGCCACCGGAGCACGACAAGAUCAUUCUUCAGUUCGGGAAGGUCGGGAAAGACAUGUUCACGAUGGAUUAUCGAUAUCCGCUGUCUGCUUUUCAGGCUUUUGCAAUAUGCUUGAGUAGCUUUGAUACCAAAUUGGCUUGUGAAUAAAGAAAAUGUAUCAAAAGGUUAAUGCAUAUGAUGAGCAGAACAAAAGUAAGAGCAGCUCCCUACCUUACCUUUUAUGC
Cucurbita maxima (winter squash) is the source of this 1864-nucleotide messenger RNA. Its product is annotated as tubby-like F-box protein 8. Gene Ontology annotation, molecular function: protein binding. Lineage: Eukaryota; Viridiplantae; Streptophyta; Magnoliopsida; Cucurbitales; Cucurbitaceae. The transcript is spliced from 5 exons. The coding region runs from base 501 to 1787 and encodes 428 amino acids. The record is from RefSeq and is a predicted model, not a curated record.